Messenger RNA from Seminavis robusta, 1230 nucleotides. NCBI's taxonomy places the organism in Eukaryota, Bacillariophyta, Bacillariophyceae, Naviculales, Naviculaceae. The record is from the annotation of a GenBank genome assembly.
AUGGAUCCACCAGAGGAUGACAACCAGCUCAAGGUAUACAUCCACAACACAUCCAAACUCCAGGGAGGAGACACUGGUAGGUGGUUGUGGCGAGUUUACCUGGAACUCAACAAGACUGCAUACAGCAUCCGGCAGGAGACCACCAUUGUGCGAGCCACCAUGCAUCUUCACGAAACGUUCCCCGAGCCCAUUGUGGAUUUGCAAAGACAACGAAAAGACAAGAAUUCCUUUCAAUCCGAUGAGUACACUGGAUGGGGAACAUUCAAGGUUCUCUUUGAUAUUCAAUUGGUAGAACGAGACAAGAUAUCUGGCUUGAUCCGGACUUGUACGGUUCGAUUGAGCCACGAGCUCGAAUUUACGCGAUGGCCAUUCGGGACUUUUGUGUCUUUGGAGACCAAGGAAUUGGCGUUGAUGCCAUAUUUUCCCAGCCGCAAUCGUGACCCCUAUGUUUCGGUGGUGGUGGAGGAAUACCUAUCCAAACCAACGCCAGGCGACGCCAUACCGGCGUACAUGUGUGGUAUUUCAUACCAACAGCUCUUGGAUCUGGACAGUACGGUAAAAUCCACCUUUGGAGAAGAAGAAUACCCCACAAAAACAAUGAGAGAUGUGUGCAAAGUAAUCAUCGAACCCAUCUGCAACAAAACCAACAAGUCGUAUGCACUCAGUGUCAACAAGGAUGGGCUUCUUGUGAAUGCAUUUACCUCACAUUCAUGGGACGGUUAUUUUGGGGACUUUGUUCAAGCAAUCAAAGAGGUGUAUCAAUGUACAAAGCCAAACCUUUGGGUAUGUGCAUUUGCUCUGUUGCAAGGAGGUGAGGACAAGAAGCAUUUGGUCAGCCAGCAGCUGGGCACCUCUUCGAAUCUCCCCUUGGAGAAUACACCCUUUGUGGUGGCACUGGAGGCGGCAACGGCACUCUGUGUGGUGCGCAAUUCCAGAGUGGAUGUCUAUAGUCGGAUCUGGUGUGUCUGCGAACUGAUGUACGCCAAAACGUUUAAUCUGUACCCGGAUCACACCAUUAUCACGGGACCCAAUGCAUUUGCGGACUGCGAGCAAACUACGGUUUUAGAUGCGAAAGCCUCUCGACUCGAGGACCGCGACAGAAUCUUGAAGGUUUUGCUGAAUGAGCACGAUCGAGCCGAUAUUGAUCGAAUCGUUCAUAGACUGAGAACACUCACAGACAGAGAAGAUGAUAGGCUCCUUCUUCGCGAACCCAUGGGAAGAGACCCGUGA